This is a messenger RNA of Gastrolobium bilobum, 486 nucleotides long. RefSeq lists its product as uncharacterized. The record is from RefSeq and is a predicted model, not a curated record. The coding region runs from base 1 to 486 and encodes 161 amino acids. The transcript has a single exon. Lineage: Eukaryota; Viridiplantae; Streptophyta; Magnoliopsida; Fabales; Fabaceae.
AUGACGCCUGAGUCUUCAUACUUAUCCCGAAACCGGCCUGAUGAAGCUAAGGGUCUGAAAAAUGCUUACCCUUUUCAAUCUCAUAACUUGCUCCAUUCCGUGCGGAAGUCACAAGCAAAACCGUGGAAGAAAGCGCCAGUAGCACCACCGCCACCAACACAUGUCAAAGUAUACAAGGUGGAUGCUCUGAACUUCCGAGAUCUUGUUCAGCAGCUUACGGGUGCACCCGAAGUCAAGCAUCAGCUUCAUCAUCAACUUCUUCAAAGUGUGGCACCUUCUUCUACUUCCAAUAUUGUUGCUACGCCCCAAAACCCAAUAUUGUUAAGCAGAGACAUUGCAGCAGCAUCCUCAACAGUCUCCACUAACUGGUACCAGGGUGCGAAAUCUGAAGCAUUGGAGGUGAAAUCUCGGGAUACUACCAGUGAGGCAAAGCCACCGGGUUUACUGGAAUUGAAUUUAUCUUCAUCAUCUUCUUAUUAUAACUAG